AUGAAAUUAAGAGCAUUAUUUGGCUACGGUGAGAAGGACAACUACAUUAUAACCCAGAUGCCCCUCCCUGAGACAAUGAAGGACAUCUGGCGGAUCGUGCAUGACACGGGAAUCUCCACUAUUGUUAUGAUGAACAUGGUCGAUGAUACUUAUGAGUUUUCCACAGUUUAUUGGCCACAAGAGACUGAGCAGAUGGAGUAUCACCCACUGAUAGUAGAUUGCCUGGACGUGGACACAUCCAACACAGAUAUCACUGUCAGAAACAUAAGGAUAUCAAAGAUUGCGGGCAAAGUCGGCGUAAGAAAAGAUGAUAUAUCUGGUCGAGUGGUCCGGCACUUUCAGUUACAAAACUGGCCCGAUGGUCAGGCGACGCCAGCAUCCGUGGAGGCGAUCGUGGAUCUGCUAGAAAAGGUCGAGAAGUGGCAACAAAAGGUCGAGAACAAGAAGAUACUUGUACAAUGCCUGGACGGUGCUUCCCAAAGUGGUGUCUUCUGUGCGGCGCAUUCUGUCAUUGAGAAGGUCAAGGUCGACCAGGAGGUGGAUGUUUUCCAGUAUCUCCGUCUGCUGAGGUCACACAGACCACAACUCGUCAACACUUAUGAGCAAUACAAGUAUGUCCAUGAAGUCGUUCUGAGAUACCUACAAAAUUUCGACCUCUAUGCUAACUUCCAGUAAACAGUGCAAUAUACUCCCAGGGAGUUACUUUAUUUGAGCAACGAAUCGUUUGUCGAAAUCUAUGAUACAAAUACCAGCAGCAGUCGAUCGAUCAUUUAAAGGGAAUGUUGUUUCCAGGCAAAUUGUGGCUGGAAAUGGUUCGUGACUCCACCACCACGGGUGUCAAAAUCAUUCUAUUCAGUAUAUGUAAACUCUCAAGAGAUACAUGUAGGCCUGCAUAUUUUCAUUACGAUGGCAAAAUGUAUACCAGGUUACAUGUAGGUGCUGGUGCCAUAUAUCGGCGUCGGUCCAACUAUCCCAGUAUAGCCUGAUAUCACGACUUUAGAGUAAUUUAACUACGUGUUACCAAGACUUACCAAGAAGGCACUAGCGAUCUCAGAAUUUUGUGAAUAAGGUGUAAAUCAUCAGCUAAGUAUGCUUGAUGUUUAGUGAUUCAGUAUUACUCUAGAUUAACAGCUGAAUC
Molecule: messenger RNA, 1138 nt
Organism: Lineus longissimus
Lineage: Eukaryota; Metazoa; Nemertea; Pilidiophora; Heteronemertea; Lineidae
Product: receptor-type tyrosine-protein phosphatase T-like
Exons: 6
Coding region: 1-675 (224 amino acids)
Biological process (GO): protein dephosphorylation
Molecular function (GO): protein tyrosine phosphatase activity
Source: RefSeq, a predicted model, not a curated record